Messenger RNA from Cyprinodon tularosa, 1554 nucleotides. Its product is annotated as gap junction alpha-5 protein-like. Lineage: Eukaryota; Metazoa; Chordata; Actinopteri; Cyprinodontiformes; Cyprinodontidae. The transcript is spliced from 2 exons. The record is from RefSeq and is a predicted model, not a curated record. Gene Ontology annotation, biological process: cell communication. Gene Ontology annotation, cellular component: connexin complex. The coding region runs from base 233 to 1366 and encodes 377 amino acids.
UUCUAGUGUGGACAAAUAAGUCUACGCUCAGAUGCCACAGCUGAAACCAGUUCCUCCUGAAGUUCCUCAGAGGAAGGUAGGGUCACCCAUCGCGCUGCUCUCUUCACUCCUCAUCUUCAUCGAAAAGUAAAGGAGGGUUUCAACUCCUCUUAUCAGGAGACCUAUUAAGAUCUUCCACCUGAGCAGAAGUCAAGACCAGCACAGCAGGUGUGUCCUUGGACUUUGAGCAGAGAUGGGGGACUGGUCUCUUCUUGGGAAUUUCCUUGAAGAGGUCCAGGAGCACUCCACUUCCGUGGGAAAGGUUUGGCUCACCGUCCUCUUCAUCUUCCGCAUCUUGGUGCUGGGCACGGCAGCGGAGUCCUCCUGGGGCGAUGAGCAGAGUGACUUCCUGUGUGACACUCAGCAACCCGGUUGCACCAACGUUUGCUAUGACAGUGCCUUCCCUAUCGCCCACAUCCGCUACUGGGUGCUGCAGAUCGUGUUUGUCUCCACGCCCUCCCUGAUCUACAUGGGCCAUGCUAUGCACAUAGUUCGAAGGGAGGAGAAGAGGAAGAGGAUUGAGCAGGAGGAGAGGGAGGCGAGGGAGGAUGAUGGAGAAGACCUGCAGAAGGAGAAGGAGUUCCUCCAGCAGAAGGAGAACAGGAAGGAGAUAAUAUCUGAGGGAACUGGUGCGGUUCGAUUAAAAGGAGCCCUGCUCCGCACUUACAUCCUGAGUAUCCUGAUCCGAACAGUGAUGGAGGUGACCUUCAUAGUGGUGCAGUAUCUAAUCUAUGGGGUGUUCCUCAAGGCGCUGUACCUCUGCAAGGCAUGGCCCUGUCCCAACCCCGUGAACUGUUACAUGUCGCGGCCCACCGAGAAAAACGUCUUCAUUGUCUUCAUGCUGGUGGUAGCCGGUGUGUCUCUUUUGCUGUCUGUGUUGGAGCUCUACCAUCUUGGUUGGAAGAGCAUUAAGGCUUGCAUACGUAAAAGGAUGGUAGAAAAGAACAACCAAAAAACCAUGACCGUGGUUGUAAAAUCCAGUAACCAGCCCCAACCUUCUGACUCCUGCACCCCACCCCCUGAUUUCGAACACUGUCUGACACCGCAGGAGUCCAUAAACCCCAUGACCUCCAUCGCCUCCCAUCCUUUUAACACCAGGAUGGCUCUGCAGCAAAACUCAGCCAACCUGGCAACUGAACGGCACCACAGUUGUGACAACCUAGAGGACGAGCAGGAUUUCCUGAGGAUCAGAUAUGAGCAGGCCCCUGCGGAGCUACCGAACGGCUGCUCAUCGCUGAUGCAUUCAGGCUUCCUGAAGGACAAAAGACGCUUGAGCAGGACCAGCGGCACCAGCAGCCGGGCGCGCCAAGACGACCUGGCAGUAUAGAUGGUCUCAAAGAGAACCAAAAUGAGGAUAGAGCCAUGACUUAUAAGCACAACUCUAAAGCCUUGCAAAAAUAUCAACAUCCCUUCAGCUUUUAUUAUAUUUUUUCAAGUCAGAACCACAAGUUUUACAGUUUAUCAAAGGUUAUGGGGAUCAACCAGCUUAAAGUGUUAUUAUAGGUGAAGGAAAAU